Molecule: messenger RNA, 884 nt
Organism: Uloborus diversus
Lineage: Eukaryota; Metazoa; Arthropoda; Arachnida; Araneae; Uloboridae
Gene: CHMP2B
Product: charged multivesicular body protein 2b-like
Exons: 8
Coding region: 101-742 (213 amino acids)
Biological process (GO): endosome transport via multivesicular body sorting pathway; late endosome to vacuole transport; protein transport
Cellular component (GO): ESCRT III complex; multivesicular body
Source: RefSeq, a predicted model, not a curated record
CUGAAUGCUGAAAUCUGAAAUGACUAAUCUCUUGCCGAAUGUCACAGUCAGAUGAUCGUUUCUUUUACGAAGAAUUUUUUAAAAUUAUUUCCCGAGAAAAAUGAGUUUCUUUUCAAAAAAGCCAACCGCAGCAGAACUGAUGAGGGACCAGAACAGAAAUUUACGUCGUGCUCAACGAGAUAUAGAAAAAGACAGAAGAGAUUUAGAGAGACAAGAAAAACAAUUGGAAAUGGAAAUAAAAAAAGCUGCAAAACAAGGGAAUAAGCAGGUGUGUGCAGUUCUUGCGAAAAAUUUGAUUCAAGUUAGGAAGCAAAAAGCCCGAACUUAUACCGCUUCUUCCAAAAUUCAGUCUGUUGGUUCUCAAACUAAGUUAAUGGCCACUAAUGCAAAACUAGCCACUACUAUAGGAACAACUGCAAAGACAAUGGGAGCCGUCAAUAAAGAACUGAAUCCACAAGGAAUUAUGAAAACAAUGCAGGAGUUUGAGAAAGAGACAAUGAAAAUGGGAAUGGCUGAAGAAAUUGUCGAUGAAAGCUUAAAUGCAGUUUUAGAUGAAUCAGGUGAUGAAGAAGAACAAGAUGCUAUUGUGAACCAAGUUCUAGAUGAAAUCGGCAUUGAAAUUUCAGGAAAGAUGAUUGCAGCCCCAUCAGCUCAUAGAGGUGAACUUGGAGAAAGCAGUAAAGGAAAAGAUGUUAUUACUGAUGAAGAAUUGGAAAAGCAAUUAGCCCAACUGCGAACGUAAAAAUCGUGCAGGCUUCUAAUUGCAUAUUUUGUACAGUAUAUAUUUUUUUAAGUGAAUGAUUGUAUUGAAACUAUUCUUUGUAAAAUUAAUAUUUGUAUAUUCAGGAUAGUACUUAGAGACAAUAAAUUUUUGUAAAAUUGAA